Messenger RNA from Polistes dominula (European paper wasp), 1053 nucleotides. It is a transcript of the gene Coq9, whose product is annotated as ubiquinone biosynthesis protein COQ9, mitochondrial. The record is from RefSeq and is a predicted model, not a curated record. NCBI's taxonomy places the organism in Eukaryota, Metazoa, Arthropoda, Insecta, Hymenoptera, Vespidae. Gene Ontology annotation, biological process: ubiquinone biosynthetic process. Gene Ontology annotation, cellular component: mitochondrial inner membrane. Gene Ontology annotation, molecular function: lipid binding.
UUAUAUAAUGUUUAUAUUUAAAUUUAAAAUAUAUAUAUUAACAAUUUUACAAAUAGAAAUUUAUUAAAAGAAACAUUUUGUUGAUAUCUUAGCAGAAAUUCAAAUAUCUCUAAUAUGGCUGUAUACAACUUCAUUUUACCAGGACGGACAAUAGCAGUGAAUGGAUUUAGAAGUCUCUUGAAUUCAAGAGUUUUAUCAAGAUAUCGGUCCAAUAAUACUACAGAUCAUCAGAAAGAAGAACAAAAUGAGUCAUCGAAUAAGGAAACUGAAGAAGAAUAUGAGAAGAAAACGAAGACAAAAAUCCUUACAGCAUCCAUGAACUUUGUACCAGAAUUAGGAUGGAGCAGGCAAGCUAUCAGUGCUGGUGCUGAAUCAAUUGGUUAUCCUGGCAUAAUUCAUGGAAUGUUUCCAAAUGGCGGUGCUGAAUUAGUUGCACAUUUCUAUUCCACCUGCAAUAGUGAAUUGAAUAAUAUUCUGAAAGAAAAAUAUGGAACGAUUCAAACAGGUCCUGUUAUAAAACUAGAGGAUAGAUCAGAACCAAUCUACUUUGCGGUAGAAACCAGGCUUAGAAUGAUAAUUCCUUAUAAAAAAAAUUGGCCACAAGCAAUAGCACUUAUGACACUUCCACCAAAUGUUCCAACAGCAUUAGCAAAUUUAGUUACAUUGGUCGAUGAUAUUUGUUAUUACGCUGGUGAUAGAUCCGUUGAUAUCAAUUGGUAUACUAAAAGAGUAGUAUUAGCAGGUAUUUAUAAAUCAACAGAAUUGUACAUGCUUCAAGAUAACAGCGAAGAUCAUAAACAAACGUGGAGUUUUUUGAAAAGACGAAUGGAAGAUGCUAGUCAAUUACAGAGAAUAAUAUCCGCAACAUCGGAUUUACAGCACCCGGAACAAACUUUGAAACAAGCAAAAGAAAUAGCUAACGCUACUAUAAUUACUGCACGCAAUAUACUUGGACUGAAUUGGCACAGAUAAAGUAUAGGAAUAAAUUCAAAAUGCUGUCUAGUAUUUGUAGAUAAAUGUAAUUAUAAUAUUUGUUAAAAGUAUUACCGGAAG